Molecule: messenger RNA, 2075 nt
Organism: Astyanax mexicanus (Mexican tetra)
Lineage: Eukaryota; Metazoa; Chordata; Actinopteri; Characiformes; Acestrorhamphidae
Gene: ephx1
Product: epoxide hydrolase 1, microsomal (xenobiotic)
Exons: 9
Coding region: 164-1528 (454 amino acids)
Biological process (GO): epoxide metabolic process
Molecular function (GO): epoxide hydrolase activity
Source: RefSeq, a predicted model, not a curated record
CGAACCCAUCCUGUUAGUAGCUAAAUGUGUGCGUAGACUGUCUGAACUCCGGAAAGCUUAGCGUGUUGUGUAAUAAGCGCUCAGUCAGUCAGUGCGGGUCUGUGCUGUUAGUAAACAGCUCAGUCAGCUCGGUCAGCGGACUCUUCACACAGGUGCUGACACCAUGUAUGUGGAGUUGCUCGGGGCAGUGGUGUUGGGUGCAGUGAUCAUUUUCGUGCUUCUCAGGAAGAAUUCGGAACAGUUAAAAACACAGGAUGGUUGGUGGGGUGUGGGAUCUCUAUUAGAAAGUCCUGAAGAUGACAGCAUUCGCCCAUUUAGAGUGGAGACCACUCAGCAAGAGUUAGAGGAUUUGUAUCGCAGGAUUGAUCAGACACGCUCAUUCUCCUCUCUAGAAGACAGCAAGUUUCACUAUGGCUUCAACUCCAGUUACCUGCAGAAGGUUGUUUCCUACUGGAGGAGCAACUUUGACUGGAGGAAACAGGUGGACAAACUGAACAAAUACCCACAUUUCAAAACCAAAAUUGAAGGAAUUGAUAUUCACUACAUCCACGUGAAGCCCAAGAACCUACCAGAAGGAUCAAAAGCUGUACCACUGAUGAUGGUACAUGGUUGGCCUGGAUCCUUUUAUGAAUUCUACGGUAUUCUUCCCCUUCUUACGGAGCCUGCCAGUCCUGAUGACAUUGCAUUUGAAGUCAUCUGUCCUUCUAUACCAGGCUAUGGAUUCUCAGAGGCACCACAUAAGAAGGGCUUUGACUCAGUAUGUGCUGCCCGAGUGUUCCAUAAGCUGAUGAAGAGACUGGGUUUCAGCCAGUUUUACAUUCAGGGAGGCGACUGGGGCUGGCUUAUCACUACUAACAUGGCUCAGCUGGAACCCAAAAUUGUAAAAGGUCUACAUGUCAACUUUGCACCUCCUGCCAAGCCAAGCCUGAUGGUGGUGCUGUCCAUGCUUUUGGGCCGUCAUUUCCCCAAGCUCUUUGACUUCAGUGAACACGACAUUAAGCGCCUCUUCCCCUGUGUUCAGAAAUUAGUGGUGGAUGCUGUAAAAGAGACGGGAUAUAUGCACAUACAGGCCACCAAACCUGACACUGCAGGACGUGGACUGAAUGACUCCCCGGUUGGACUGGCUGCUUACAUUCUAGAGAAGUUUUCCACCUGGACCGAUCCUGAAUUUGUAAAACUUGAUGAUGGCGGGCUGGAACGAAAAUUCACCCUGGAUGACCUACUGACUAAUGUGAUGAUCUACUGGACUAGUGGCUCCAUCAUUUCAUCCAUGCGUUUCUACAAGGAGAACUUUGGCAAAGGUCUUGACCAGCCACAUUCAAAGAUCCCAGUUGUUGUCCCAACUGGUGUGGCCAUUUUCCCCAAUGAGCUGAUGCAUGCCCCUAAAUUGUGGGUCAAGCAGAAGUACCACAAGCUCGUGACCUACACCCUCGCGGCCAGAGGUGGCCAUUUUGCUGCCAUGGAAGAACCAGAGUUGAUGGCCCAGGACAUCCAAAAGUUUGUUAAGAUUGUGGAGAGAAGAAAAUGAAGUGUUUGCAGCUCCUCUAGCUCAACUGUUAUUUUUUUAUUGCUACUAAUCCAAGCAUUAACCUUGUUUCCACUAUAUAACUGCUUGUGCAGCUUGCAGAAACAAACAGCCAAAAUGCUGUAGGAUAAACAGCAUACCUAUAUCAGUUUUCAAGCAUAUGAACACAGCUUACAUAUGAUUUGAUUUAUUCAAUGAUACAUUUUUAUAUGUACUUACAGUAUUAGUAAGCUUUAAUCUGGUAUCAAAUAUUUGUGUUUAAUUAUUAUUAACAGGAAAGACAGUAUAAUGUGAGAAUAUGUACUGACUCUUGGUUUGAGAGUGAACUUUAAAGCAGAGACAUUGAUUACGUGUUCUCUGACCUUUGCUCCUAAACACUUUUAGGGUGUGUUGGUUUAUGCCCAUACACAUGUGGGACCAUAAAAUGAACAUGGUUAGAGCUUUGCUGUUUUUCUGCCUUUACUCUGCCUUAUUCUGCAAGUAAAAAGAAACAAAUAAUCCAACUUAUUUUUGAAUAAGUAAAUUAAAGUUGAUUUUGCAUUCAGUUGAA